AUGGACUCGGUAUCAAACAUCAUAGCCAGAGGCAGCGCCAUACUCGCCGUCCGUGACGAUUCCAACACUACCAGAAUGUCCAACAGCAUGAUCGAUCUCCUGAUCGCUCUCAUGGUCCUGGUAUUCAUUGCCCUUCUCCUAGUCGGAACCCUUUACAUCGUGCGCAAGAUUCGCCGAAACAGAGCCGUUGCACGGCAGCAACUCCCCACCUACAACGAACAACCCGUCAAAGGCCACCACCGUAGCCUGACAAUCACCACAACCCCAAUUGGCCGUGGCUCAAGUAUCUACGUCUAUGACGAGAAGUCAGCUAUGCUAAACAGCCCCCCAACCACACCUACAUCGGCCGUGCCUGAAAUCCGCAUCACGUUCCCCGAUGAGCAGGACGAGUCCGGAAAGCGCAAGAGCGGCCGUGUGGUGGUGGUACGGGUUGGCGAGACCAGCGUUGGACUCGAACCCUUGAAGGAAGACGAGCAACUGCCUGCGUAUGAGAAAGAGGGCGGAGAAAGAUUCCAAUCCAUCGACAUGGAACGGAUCGGCGGCCUGAAAGAAAAGUCAACAUGGUCAUAG
Molecule: messenger RNA, 570 nt
Organism: Lachnellula hyalina
Lineage: Eukaryota; Fungi; Ascomycota; Leotiomycetes; Helotiales; Lachnaceae
Exons: 1
Coding region: 1-570 (189 amino acids)
Source: RefSeq, a predicted model, not a curated record